CAUCAAACACUUUUCCUUCAGCCUUGGAGAAGUUUCAGUUAGCUCUUCGAGGGCGUCUUGCUUUCAUUGUUUUUCUUCUUUUUAUUUAUUUUUUGUGCAAGUUUCUUACAGAAUUUUCUCCUCAAUUGUUUUAACGUCUUCAUUUUCCUUACCCAUCCCGUGGCUCCACUCGAAGCAAACGUCAAAACUGCUCUGAAUCAGUAGCUUUGAAUUUAGAAAGUUUGUUUAAGGACUGUGAGACUGUGUAUAUUGAAGAGAAUGCUGAGCUACAAUCAAAAAUAUCUGCAGAUUCCAACUCCUUCUGAACAUAAUUGGAUUGAAGAUCACGCAGAUGACUACUACCUGAAGGAUCCGGAUCAGAGGCUCGAUGAGUUGCCCCAACCAUUCAGAAUGAUUGAUAAAUUAAUUGGACACAUCAUAGACAAUGCUUGGGACAACAUUGAGAAAAGAGAAGCAGAAAGAGAAGCUGAAAAAUUAAAGAUAAAACCACCUACUCAUGAAACUUCAAAGGAAAUUCAGCUUCCUGGCAAUUUAAACUGUUUUGCAAACAUUGUGGAUGGAAACGAUAUCUUUGCUGGCAUGUCUGAAGGUGUGGUGGUUCUGAACCAGGAGGAUCACACUAUUAGAUCUGUUUGGAGGAUGGAAGGUGUGGACAUUGUUGCUCUUCAAGUAAGGCAUGUUGGAGGCCAGCUGUACCUGCUUGCUGCUCUAGAUGACAUGGGUGUUGCACGUCUUCUUUUUUCUUAUGGAGAUAUUACUUCCUUGAUAAAAGUCUUCAAUGCAUUUGACAACGUAACUGAAAAAAUCACUUGUAGUAAAUUUGAGAUAUCGGAAGGUGGAGAUUAUGCUGCUUUGACUCUUGAAGGAAAGGGUGAAACCUGGCUGGAGGUGCAUCGACUGCAGAAGGAUAAUUGGGCUCAAGAACUGGAUCAGUUUGAAAAGCUCAUGACACUUAAUGAGCAAACAGGAAAACGUUCCUUGCAGACAAGCUCUGUGCCUGUUUCGCAGACCCAGCAAGAACCCACACUUGCUAAUAAGCAAAUUAGUCAACCAAGUAUACAAGAUAUUAAACUGACACCUACCAUUCUGGUGAUGAAACAAAGAUACAAGCAGAUUGCAGAUCAUCUGUGGAAAAAUCCAUUUGAUGCCCUUCAGAAGCUUGAUGAUGCCAACAUAAUUGGUACAGGACAAAAUCACGUCAUUUCUCCUCAGCAAUGGAGUGAGGAAAAGAAAAUAUUUGAAGAAAUGUAUCAGUUGUAUCUUUCCAAAGACACCACAGAACAGAGUGAAGAAAAGCAAAGUCAAGCAACAUUUCAUUUUAUUAACCUCGGACGAAUUCUUCCAGUGGGCCUGGAGCAGAAAACUCAAACUGGAAUUCCCAAUGCCUUAUGUUUGUGGUGGAAUGGCAGCCACAUUCUGUUCCAUUAUGUACUGAAAAUACCUGUAGGGAAAGAAAAGAUAGAACUGGAACCAAAAGCUGACAUUGUCUGGCCCAAUGCUUCUGCAAUCACUUGUUCUGCUGUGAAAAUGUGUGCAUCUCUCUUGGUGAUUGCCCUUGCAGAUGGGACAGUCACAAUCUGGGAUCUGUAUUUAGGCAUUCCAAUAUCAGUCUUAUCAGUUUCAACAGACAGUAUCAUUCAGACUCUGCACUUCCUAGAGUCCGACUUUUGUGUUCCUUUUGGAUUAUCUGAUGAAUACAAAAAAGUUCAAAUAUUGGUAACUUGCAAAAGUGGUGAGGCUUACCUUGCAACAGCGACUAAACAUGCAGAAGGCAGCAUCUUCACAUUGAGAGAAAGGGAUGAAGAGCCAGGAAAUGCCAUUAGUGGAGUAGCACUUGUACCAACAUUGUCAAAGUUUCUACUCAUCUUUACAACGGGCACAAUAGCUUUGUUUGACUUCACUGGUGAGGAUGUUUUGUGCCACUUCAUUUUGCCUUUCCCAUACGUAAUAGCAUCACCAUGGGAGCCAGUGUUUGCUUUUGACAGAGAUGGCAUGUUCCUCUUCAUUAAAGGAGAUAAAAAGAUGGGUGUAGACUCCCCCAAUGGGAAUGAAAACAGAAACUCGUUAUUUGCCUUCUCCUUGCUCUUCCUUUUCUCAGUAGACAGUUGUACAAAGGAAAAAGAGCUCUUACAGCCUUCUUCACAGAAUACUUGGGAAGUAAGAUGUGAACAUUUUCUGCAGGAAAGAUUGAAUUCUCUGAAGAGCAGAAAUGAAGAAAUGACAAAGUGUUGGAAUCAGCUUCGGCACCAUGCCAUAAUAGUCAAUGAAAGAAAAGAGGCUAAAUAAAAAUGACACGUUCAGUACAACAGGAAGAACGUCACAGAGAUUGGGAUAUAACAGUGAAGGAUUUCUCAUUCUGUUGUGUUUGCUGAAUGGUUUCUAAAGUGAAGCUGUCGGAAUUUAAAUGUCAAUCCAAAGCAACUGAAACUGGAAGUUAUACAGACUGUAGAAGGAUUGGGGAAACAGUUAACCUUGUGUUGCUCCUCUGCAACUCUAUAUACUGAUGCAUCAAAAUGCCGAACGUCUAGACAACAGGAAAAUUUGCAUCAAUUGCAUCAUUUUGAAAUAGUGGGAAUAAUUGUGCAAGGUUUAUUGCUGACACUGAGGGUCACUUGAAUCCUAUGUGUAACUGUCCAUUCGUCUAGGGAUGUUUUCCACUGGCAACAGAGUUUUGCAACUGUCUCUUUUUAAUAAAUUGUAAUCCUGAA
Rhincodon typus (whale shark) is the source of this 2708-nucleotide messenger RNA. RefSeq names its product WD repeat domain 93 (gene wdr93). Gene Ontology annotation, molecular function: protein binding. Gene Ontology annotation, biological process: electron transport chain. The transcript is spliced from 17 exons. The record is from RefSeq and is a predicted model, not a curated record. The coding region runs from base 259 to 2286 and encodes 675 amino acids. NCBI's taxonomy places the organism in Eukaryota, Metazoa, Chordata, Chondrichthyes, Orectolobiformes, Rhincodontidae.